AUGGCAGAGAAAGAAGAUGUGUGUAGGCAUGAAGUGAUGAUUAGAGAGGUGAUUGGAGUGGGUAUGGCACUAAGAGGAAAAUGGGUUUUGAUUCCCCUGUAUUUCUUUUGCCUCAUUCCGAUUUGCAUCUGGGCGGCGAAGGAAGUAAAGCCGCCACAACAGCAGAAGCUGCGGUUCGGGGAAAACGGAGAGUUCAAGAUCUUGCAGAUUGCUGACUUGCACUAUGCUAAUGGGAAGACAACUCACUGCUUGAAUGUCUUGUCUUCUCAGUAUGCAUCUUGCUCUGACCUCAACACCACCGCCUUCAUCCAAAGGAUCAUCCUUGCUGAGAAACCCAACCUUAUUGUCUUCACUGGGGAUAAUAUAUUUGGAUAUGAUGCCUCGGAUCCGGCUAAAUCAAUGGAUGCGGCAUUUGCACCUGCGAUCGCAUCAAACAUUCCUUGGGUAGCUGUUUUGGGCAACCAUGACCAGGAAGGAUCCCUCUCUAGGGAAGGGGUGAUGAAAUAUAUUGCUGGGAUGAAAAACACUUUAUCUAUAGUCAAUCCUCCCGACUCACACAUGAUUGAUGGUUUUGGGAACUAUAACUUAGAGGUCGGAGGAGUUGAAGGAACUGAUUUUGAAAAUAAAUCAGUGCUCAAUCUCUACUUUCUUGACAUUGGAGAUUACUCCAAGGUUCCUUUUAUUCAUGGCUAUGGCUGGAUCAAGCCCUCUCAGCAACUUUGGUUCCAGCGGACUUCUCAAAAGCUUAGGAAAGAAUACAUAAAUGGACCAGUGCCUCAGAAAGAACCUGCUCCUGGUCUUGCAUACUUUCACAUCCCAUUACCUGAAUAUGCUAAUUUUGAUUCAUCAAACUUCACAGGUGUGAAACAAGAAGGCAUAAGUUCUGCUCCUGUGAAUUCUGGCUUUUUCACAACAUUGGUAGAAAUGGGAGAUGUGAAGGCAGUUUUCACUGGCCAUGAUCAUGUCAAUGAUUUCUGUGGCAAGUUAACAGGUAUAAAUCUUUGUUAUGCUGGGGGGUUUGGAUAUCAUGCUUAUGGAAAAGCUGGAUGGUCAAGGAGAGCAAGAGUGGUGGUAGUUAGCUUGGAGAAAACAGAGAAUGGUCGUUGGGAGGAUGUCAAAUCAGUUAAAACGUGGAAACGCCUUGAUGAUCAAAAUCUUACUGGUAUUGAUGGUCAGGUCUUAUGGAGCAAGAAUUUUGGAAGCAACCGCAGGAAAAAACAAGAUGGUGGCUCUUGA
This is a messenger RNA of Sphenostylis stenocarpa, 1236 nucleotides long. The record is from the annotation of a GenBank genome assembly. Lineage: Eukaryota; Viridiplantae; Streptophyta; Magnoliopsida; Fabales; Fabaceae.